AUGGGCAGGUUUUGUGUCGCUGUCCUAGUUUUGCUGGUUCUGAAAUUUUCCUUGCCUUGUCCUGAGGAGUGUUUCCGAAAGAAUCUUCGUGGGUCGACGUCACCUAACUGCCAGUGUCCCCAGUCGUCUAAGUCUUGCUUUCAACGUCGCAACGGCUUAACGGUUGCCGCUGACAGUGUUUGUAGUGCAGAAAAUCAUGGCCUGACGUGUCUAAAUGGCGUUCCUACCGGGUUUAACCAGUCCGUCAUUGGAAUCCUCCUGAACAAUCUGCUCAACCUCACCACCCUCACUAAACACGACAUUCCGCCGUUACGCAGCCUCAACAGAUUCGUUAUAAGCGGCAGCACCAUCCAGGCAAUAGAAGCGGGUGCGUUCUCCUCCGUACCGGCGAUACAAUGGAUCACCAUCCGGUGUAGCCGCCUCCAGCAUAUCGGUGAAGACACCUUCCAAAACCUACCCAGUUUGAAGACAAUCUAUCUAGAUCAUAACCUCAUCGAAACCGUGUCUCCAAGAGCUUUCGUCGGCCUCAACAACUUAAAUCUGAUGUCUUUGAAAGAAAAUCAACUGAAGAAGAUUCCUGUUGAGACCCUCUCUCUGGUCCGUCACAACACAACAGCUGCCUGGUUGAAUGUUUAUCUCGAGAACAACCAGAUUUUCACGAUACUGGAAAGGAAUUUCAAGAAAAUCGUUGACACUCGGCUCAGCAUUUAUCUUAAAGGCAACCCGUUUGUCUGUGACGGUAGGAUGCGGUGGCUGGUCUGUGACCCCGAGUACUUGUCCCUUGGCGUGCUCGUCCAGGCCGGGCACUACCAGUGCUCGUCUCGGUCUGACCUGGUCGGCUUCGGUACCAGCUUCUUCUGCUCAUCCACAGAGCCGACAGCCACAUUCCCACCAACCGCAAUGACAGAAGCAACCAAGACCCGGGAAAAUCACACUGGUACGACGGAGCAAGCGAGAACAACAACAUCUGGUACCAUGGACAGUACCCGCGGCAUCGCAUUGGAGAAGAAUCUUGAUGACGGACAGCAAUCUCGUACGGACUAUAUCUACAUGCCUAUCGCACUUACCGUCGGCGUGAUAGUUCUGCUAGGUGGGGCUACAGGUUUGGGUAUGAUAUACAAGCGACGUGUGUCAAAGGGAAGACAAAAUCCAGUCCACGGACAGCAAGGUGCCAUCAUCAGUUCUCAACUCAUCCGCAACCGGAUGUACCAACCCUCCGGAUCUGCCACUGGUGACGACAGGGACAAGGAAGAGACGAAAGAAACUGAGGAGGAUUCAGCAAGACAGAAUCCCGUCCAUAAACUACACGGAUUCACCAUCGACACAUCUCAAAUGAUCUCCAAUCGGAUGUACACAUCGUCUGCAUCAUCUGCCAGCUGCGCCAAUCAGGGCAGAGAAACGACAGAAGGACCUGAGGAGAACUCGGAGCUGACACCUUACCUCACGGUACCUCUUGAUGCCAUCAACAACGACCUGCGCAUCGAACCGUACAGCAGUGUGGAUUUGGACGACAUCAGCAGCAACGAAGACAUGAACGACGACUUGGGUCCAUCGCGUGGAAACCUGGAGGCCAAAGACGAAGAUGACAUGGAACCGUACUCCAUCACACCUUUGGAUGGAAUUGGUGACCCUUAA
This is a messenger RNA of Branchiostoma belcheri (Belcher's lancelet), 1635 nucleotides long. RefSeq lists its product as uncharacterized. The transcript has 3 exons. Gene Ontology annotation, molecular function: protein binding. The record is from RefSeq and is a predicted model, not a curated record. NCBI's taxonomy places the organism in Eukaryota, Metazoa, Chordata, Leptocardii, Amphioxiformes, Branchiostomatidae. The coding region runs from base 1 to 1635 and encodes 544 amino acids.